Molecule: messenger RNA, 618 nt
Organism: Acanthosepion pharaonis
Lineage: Eukaryota; Metazoa; Mollusca; Cephalopoda; Sepiida; Sepiidae
Source: the annotation of a GenBank genome assembly
AUGAUCUACCCAGAGUGUACACGAAAAAAGGCAGGCGUAAUCUAUCUAUCUAUCUAUCUAUCUAUCUAUCUAUCUAUCUCAGCCUUUUCAUAUCUAUCUAUCUAUCUAUCUAUCUAUCUAUCUAUCUAUCUAUCUAUCUAUCUAUCUCAGCCUUUUUCAUCUAUCUAUCUAUCUAUCUAUCUCAGCUUUUUUACAUUAUCUAUCUAUCUAUCUAUCUAUCUAUCUAUCUAUCUCUGCCUUUUCAUUAUCUAUAUCAUCUAUCUAUCUAUCUAUUUCAGCUUUUUCAUAUAUAUCUAUCUAUCUAUCUAUCUAUCUAUCUAUCUAUCUAUCUAUUUCAGCCUUUUCAUUAUCUAUCUAUCUAUCUAUCUAUCUAUCUCAGCCUUUUCAUAUCUAUCUAUCUAUCUAUCUAUCUAUCUAUCUAUCAGACCAUUUUCAUAUGUAUCAAGGCAUCUGGAUAUAUCGAUUGACAUCUAUCUAUCUAUCUAUCUAUCUAUCUAUCUAUCUAUCUAUCUAUCUAUCUCAGCUUUUUCAUAUCUAUCUAUGAAACUUUUUUCAUAUCUAUCUAUCUAUUUCCCAGUUAGCUUCUAUCUCCCAGUUGAAAAUAUGGAUUAUAUGUGA